ACACAGUGCUGACAACAUGAAAACACCUUGAAUUUUUCAAGAUUGGCAACACGCAACCCUGUUGUUUUUCUUUCCGUUCUGUAAACUGAAACGUCAAGAUGGCUGAGGUCGACGAAACUCUUAAGAAGAAGCGUACCUUCAAAAAGUACACCUACCGUGGUGUCGAUUUGGACCAAUUGUUGGAUAUGCCCAACAAGCAAUUGGUUGAAUUGAUGCACAGCCGUGCCCGCAGACGUUUCUCCCGUGGCUUGAAACGCAAACCAAUGGCCUUGAUCAAGAAAUUGCGCAAAGCCAAGAAGGAGGCUCCACCAAAUGAGAAGCCCGAAAUUGUCAAGACCCACUUGAGAAACAUGAUCAUUGUUCCCGAAAUGACCGGUUCCAUCAUUGGUGUCUACAACGGCAAGGACUUCGGUCAAGUCGAAGUUAAGCCUGAAAUGAUCGGUCAUUACUUGGGUGAAUUUGCUUUGACCUACAAACCCGUUAAGCACGGUCGUCCCGGUAUUGGUGCCACCCACAGUUCCAGAUUCAUUCCAUUGAAGUAAAUGUGUGCUAUUC
Molecule: messenger RNA, 555 nt
Organism: Musca vetustissima
Lineage: Eukaryota; Metazoa; Arthropoda; Insecta; Diptera; Muscidae
Exons: 3
Coding region: 99-542 (147 amino acids)
Biological process (GO): ribosomal small subunit assembly; translation
Cellular component (GO): cytosolic small ribosomal subunit; ribosome
Molecular function (GO): structural constituent of ribosome; RNA binding
Source: RefSeq, a predicted model, not a curated record